Molecule: messenger RNA, 3010 nt
Organism: Hyalella azteca
Lineage: Eukaryota; Metazoa; Arthropoda; Malacostraca; Amphipoda; Hyalellidae
Product: WD repeat-containing protein 3
Exons: 19
Coding region: 77-2983 (968 amino acids)
Biological process (GO): maturation of SSU-rRNA
Cellular component (GO): small-subunit processome; Pwp2p-containing subcomplex of 90S preribosome
Molecular function (GO): protein binding; snoRNA binding
Source: RefSeq, a predicted model, not a curated record
AGCUCUGAAACUGAAUACAUUUUUAGUUUAUCUAAACAUAUCUAUUAGAGGCAUCAAUCUGAUAAAGGAGGGAGUCAUGUCAGUUGUUAAUUACCAACGAUUCAAGGCUCACUCUGUUUUUGGCCUGGUGGGCUCUGGCCACAGUAUUGCUUUUAUCACUCGACAGUCACAUGUAAGACGUUAUGUUGCAGUAACUGCUUGUCAACUUGUAAUCAUUUGGGAUACAAGAAAACAAUCAAAGGUUGCCACCCUUCAGUGUCCUGAUGUUGAAGGGACAGCACAGGUGCUCAGCUCUCAGCCACCUACAGAUAAUUCGCUCAAUAAUUCCAACAUUGCUGUUGGUUAUUCAUCGGGAGAAGUUGUGGUCUUCAGUAUAAAACAGAAUGCAGCCAUAGAUCCUAUUGUAUUUGCUGGUCAUCGAGGUACAGUUUCUUGCCUUGCAUGGGAGAAGUCAGGCAUGCGGCUGGCCUCAGCAGGUGUUGAUGGAGAAAUAGUUAUCUGGGAUACAAUCUCGGAGCGUGGUAUCAUCAGACUGCGAGGUCACAAAGGAGUUAUCACUCGGGUCCUUUUUCUAACAACUCGAGAUGGUCUUGUGAGCUGCGGCAAGGAUGGCUUUAUUAAGUUUUGGGACAUACCCACUGGGCACUGCUACAGAACACUGGCUCCUCUCACUGCUGAAGUGUGGGAUAUCGCGGUAUUGCGGUCUGACACUCGGCUGGUUGUGGGCGGCAAUGAUGCUGCCCUGCAAGUCUGGGCUUUGAAUUUCAAUGAACAGUCUUCAUUAAGUAACGAAAAGAAAGUUGGUGAUGACAAUGCUGCUGAGCCUGCAGAAAACAACAAACAUUUCUGCCUCGACACUGAAGGAGCUGCGGCGCCCUUGCCCAUCAUUGAAGGCAAGCCUCUACAGCUGCCAACAGACGACGCUAGCAUUCUGUCCGUGGAGAACCUGGGUCACCUGCAGCGCUCUCACGCUGGACGAGUGCAGGGGCUGAGUGCCAGCCCCACUGGUGGGGUGCUGGUGUGCUACGGCAGGCACAGCUCCAUGGACGUCUUCAGUGUCCUCAGUGACGACCAAAUAAAGGAGAGGGUUAGAAAGAGGAUCAAGAGGACGCGCAAGAGGCUCAGGGAGGCGGGUACUGAGGAGACUGAGACGGCCGUGAGCGAGGAACCUCAACUUGCCGAUGAGAUGCGAUCCAUCACCUGCCUUACUGUACACGACAAGUUGUGCGGGGCGAGUGUGGCAGAGGAGGACGGCAAGGCGUACGUCGCAGUGCUGUACUGCAACAACAGCCUGGCUGUGCUGCACUGCAACCUCACCAGCACCGACCAAGUCGACAAUACCGUCUGCCACAUCACUCUCGCGGGUCACAGGGCUGAGGUGCGCGCCCUACAGUUCUCUUCUGUUGGCGACACCAUCGUUACUCUCAGCAACGACUCCCUCAAAACCUGGCACAGGUCUGAUGCGUCAUGCCAAUGCACGGCGACGGUGGCGCUGCCGUGCCUGGUGCGCUGCAUGGCGCUGGCACCCGGCGACCGCCAUGUCGUCCUGGGCGCCGCCUCAGGACACCUGCUGCUCGUCGAGCUCGCCACAGGCUCCGUCAUCGAGGACAUCUCCAGCGCCCACUUCGACGACGAUGGCGGUCCCUGUGACGUCACGGCGCUGUCUCUCACCGCUGACUGCAAAGGCCUUGUGUCCGGGGGGCUCGACAAGACGCUCAGGAUGUGGAGGUUCGAGCUGGUGAGCGACGAGGCAGGAGGCCGCCGUCUCUCCCUGCAGAGCGGCAGCGACUGCGCCGUGAAGCUGCACGACGGCGUCACCGCGCUGCACUGCAGCCCCGACGGCAGACUGCUGGCUGUAGCCACGCUCGAUAAUAAGGAGACGCUCUACUAUGUUGAUACCAUGAAGCUCCAUCAAGAACUGUACGGCAAGUCUCUGCCCAGCACGUGUGUGUGCUUCUGUCAUGAUGGUAGCCUGCUGGUCACCGGCAGCAAAGACUCGGUCAUUAGAUUAUACGGCACCGACUUCGGCGACAUGAGGAGGAUGAUCAAGAACGCACACACGGGAGGAGUGACGGCCGUGAAGUUCCAAGCACAAACUCGCCUCUUCUUCUCGACAGGGCACGACGGCCUGCUCAAUUAUUGGGACGCUGACUCCUUCCAGCGCAUCAUGACGCUCCGUGGCCACGCAGGCAUCUCCAGAUCCCUAUCAAUCGCCCCUAAGGGCAACUGGGUGGUUACGUGCGGACAAGAUUUUUCUCUCCGGCUGUGGGAGCGCACGGAGGAGCUCCUGAACCUGCAGGAGGAACGUGAGGAGGAGCGUCGUCGCCUGGAGGAGCAAGACGUCCCAGAGGACGAGCUGCUGGCGGGGCAGAAGCGUCACGUCGAGGGCGAGACUCCAGACUCCGAGGCCAUCAGGGCGAGCCGCCCCACUGCAAAGACUGAAGAGGCGGUUGACCAAAUUUUGGAGGGCCUGCGGAUGUACCAGACUUAUCUGAACGACCCCGACGCGCCCAAACAUUACCUCAUGAUCACGCACGGCGUCACUGAUCCCAUCGAGUGCUUCUCUGAGAUCCUCAACAAGAUUAAGUCGAGUUUGCUAGAAGAGGCGAUCGUGCAGCUGGAGCUGUCGCAGGUGCUGCGGCUGCUGGUGGUGCUGGCGAGGAUGUGUAAGCGCAACUUGCUAACCGAGGCCAGCGUCCGCGUCGCCGUCAUUGCCGUCCGCACUAACUUGCCGCAGCUCGCCGCCAGCACUCAAGUUCUCCCCUUCCUAUCUGUGCUCUCUAAGCAUAUUGAACUCUACACUAAAAACCUGCAGGACAAGUUAGGCUUCACAUCAGCUGGCCUGCGGCAGUGCAUCGAGAGACAUGAGACUAAGCAUGAGACGCAACUUUUUGCCGAGGCGAUGGACAGGCUCGCCAUGAACAAGAGAAAGAAAAAGAAGAAAGAGGUGGCGACUCGGAGAGCUCUGCUCGCUAUGUCUUGACGUGUAAAUAAAAAUACCUGAACGAGA